Molecule: messenger RNA, 1044 nt
Organism: Acanthosepion pharaonis
Lineage: Eukaryota; Metazoa; Mollusca; Cephalopoda; Sepiida; Sepiidae
Source: the annotation of a GenBank genome assembly
AUGGUUUCGGUUACAAUAACACCGUACUUAAAUAACCUUCCUUUUAAGUGGCUAAUCACGUUCAAGUUAUAUUGGCAAGCCAGCGACUUUGGUGCUAAACCUAACACGCCUCUCUAUGUAUUCUUUCUUUCUUUCUUUCUUUCUUUCUUUUCUUUCUUUCACUUUUGUUUGUUUGUUUGUUUCUUUCUUUCUUUCGACCACUUUUUCUUUCUUUCUUUCUUUCUUUUGACCAGUUUUUCUUUCUUUCUUUCUUUCUUUCUUUCUUUCGACCACUUUUUCUUUCUUUUCUUUCUUUCUUUCGACCACUUUUUUUUCUUCCUUUCUUUCUUUCUUUCUUUCUUUCUUUCUUUCUUUCUUUCUUUCAAACACUUUUCUCCAUUAUUCGUUCUUUCUUUCUUUCUUUCUUUCUUUCUUUCUUUCUUUCUUUCUCUUUUGAUCUCCAAAAUUUUUCUGUUUCAUUACCUAGUGUAUGUCAUCUAUCUAUCUAUCUAUCUAUCUAUCUAUCUAUCUAUCUAUCUAUCUAUCUAUCUAAGAGUCAAAUAUUGUGAGAUUUUUUCUCGUGUAUUUACGUGCAUCCCACUGUGGAUCUAUCUAUCUAUAUCUAUCUAUCUAUCUAUCUAUCUAUCUAUCUAUCUAUCUAUCUAUCUAUCUCAUUCUGUUCAUUAUCUACCUCAGUCUGUUCAAAUCUAUCUUCAGUUCUAUCUAUCUAUCUAUCUAUCUAUCUAUCUAUCUAUCUAUCUAUCUAUCUAUCUAAGUGAUAUAUUGGACGGUUGGUGUUGGGAGAUAUUACAAAUAAUCAAAUACGGUAAUUUUCCAUCUAUCCCGCUUUGUACACUAUCUAUCUAUCUAUCUAUCUAUCUAUCUAUCUAUCUAUCUAUCUAUCUAUCUAUCUAUCUCUGUGCCUUCAUUUUCUUUCUAUCUAUCUAUCUAUCUAUCUAUCUAUCUAUCUAUCUAUCUAUCUAUCUAUCUAUCUAUCUAUCUAUCUAUGUGCCUUCAUUAUCUAUCUAUCUAUCUAUCUAUCUAUCUAUCUAUCUAUCUAUGUAA